AUGAUGCAUUCCUCUCUAACCCGCGCGCAGGCCGUAUUCGGCUUCUUCACCACAGUCGCCUGUGUGGUAGCUGCCUUCGCUGCGCUAUCAACACUAUUAUUCCCCACAACCGCUACGACGACAUCGGUGGACUUGAAGAAUGUCCAAGUAGUCAAGGGCCGCCCACACUAUUACUCCACCAAGCGCUCCGAAUACGCACAGAUCCGCUUCGAUCUCGACGCAGACCUGACCCCGCUCUUCAACUGGAACACCAAGCAGGUCUUCGUCUACGUCUACGCAAGCUACUCCUCAUCCAACGACGCCAACUCUCUGCUCCGCGACUCCGAGGCCGUCAUCUGGGAUGUCAUUAUCCCGGCCCAAACCUCCCCCUACACAUGGGAUAAGCUGAAGGAGAAGGCGCUCGAUGCGCUCCCCGCGCCCAUUGUGGCGAAGAUCUCGCCCGGCUCUGUGAAGAAGAGUAAUAAGCGCGCUGGCUCCAAGGCGGCGGCUAGCAAGAAGGCCAAGGCUAAGGCGAGCGCGAAGGAGGAGGCUGCACCGGGACUUCUCAGACUCAGGGGACAAAAGGCCAAGUAUCAGAUCAGUGAUAUUACGGGGCUGCUGGCUGAGAAGCAGAAUGUUACUUUGGCUGUUGGGUGGAAUGUGCAGCCGUGGGUUGGGGCUUUGUGGUGGAGUCCUGGGUCUGGGGCUGUGCCGAGGACGGAGGGUACCGUUCUGAGGAGUGAGGAAUUUGAUUUCCCGGCUCUGAAAGGCAAGAAGGUUGAGGGACAGAGUGAGAGUGUUUGA
This is a messenger RNA of Penicillium verhagenii, 783 nucleotides long. RefSeq names its product signal peptidase complex subunit SPC3. The record is from RefSeq and is a predicted model, not a curated record. Lineage: Eukaryota; Fungi; Ascomycota; Eurotiomycetes; Eurotiales; Aspergillaceae. Gene Ontology annotation, cellular component: signal peptidase complex; membrane. Bases 1 to 783 code for a protein of 260 amino acids. The transcript has 2 exons. Gene Ontology annotation, biological process: protein targeting to ER.